Messenger RNA from Exophiala aquamarina CBS 119918, 492 nucleotides. RefSeq names its product NADPH-ferrihemoprotein reductase. Gene Ontology annotation, molecular function: FMN binding; NADPH-hemoprotein reductase activity; flavin adenine dinucleotide binding. NCBI's taxonomy places the organism in Eukaryota, Fungi, Ascomycota, Eurotiomycetes, Chaetothyriales, Herpotrichiellaceae. The transcript has 2 exons. Gene Ontology annotation, cellular component: cytosol. The coding region runs from base 1 to 492 and encodes 163 amino acids. The record is from RefSeq and is a predicted model, not a curated record.
AUGGCCGGCCCAGGGACUGGUGUUGCACCAUUUAGGGCUUUUGUCCAGGAACGUGUAGAACAAAAAUUGGCAGGAUCAGAGAUCGGACUGACAAUGCUCUUCUUUGGUUGUCGUAGUCAGAAAGAGGACCUCAUCUAUGAAGAGGAGUGGAAGGAAUACGGGCGACUUCUUGGACCAGUCUUCAGGAUGGUCACUGCAUUUUCCCGCGAAACGAGCGGCAAGAAGGUAUAUGUACAAGAUAAGAUACGCCAGUUCGGUGUGGAUAUCAGUACGCUACUAGCAGAUGGUGCUCACUUCUAUGUCUGCAGAGAUGCUUUGAUAGCGAAGGAAGUCAGUCAUCUCUUGGAGAGCAUACUUGCGGAGCAAAGGUCAAUCCCACUCGCGGAAACAGCUGGUGUUGUCAAACGGAUGAGGACUACUAGCCAGUACCAAGAGGAUGCGUGGUCUUCAAAGAGCGAGAUCGUUCUUAAGCAUGGACACGAAUACGGAUAA